Molecule: messenger RNA, 1026 nt
Organism: Purpureocillium lilacinum
Lineage: Eukaryota; Fungi; Ascomycota; Sordariomycetes; Hypocreales; Ophiocordycipitaceae
Product: casein kinase II subunit alpha
Biological process (GO): regulation of cell cycle; DNA damage response; regulation of transcription by RNA polymerase I
Cellular component (GO): protein kinase CK2 complex; cytosol; nucleus
Molecular function (GO): protein serine/threonine kinase activity; ATP binding
Source: RefSeq, a predicted model, not a curated record
AUGGCGCGCGUCUACGCAGAUGUCAACCAGAACAUGCCCCGCAGCUACUGGGACUACGACUCUGUCAACAUUAGCUGGGGCGUCCUGGAGAACUACGAGGUAGUCAGGAAGAUCGGCCGGGGAAAAUACUCGGAAGUUUUCGAGGGUAUCAACGUUGUCAACUACCAGAAAUGCGUCGUCAAGGUCCUCAAGCCUGUCAAGAAGAAGAAGAUCAAGCGCGAGAUCAAGAUUCUCCAGAACCUUGCCGGCGGCCCGAAUGUCGUGGCCUUGCUUGACGUUGUCAGGGACUCGCAGAGCAAGACGCCGUCGCUCAUCUUCGAGUACGUCAACAAUACCGAUUUCCGCAGCCUGUACCCCAAGUUCAACGACCUCGAUGUGCGGUUCUACAUCCACGAACUCCUCAAGGCCCUCGACUUCUGCCACAGCAAGGGCAUUAUGCACCGCGACGUCAAGCCUCAUAACGUUAUGAUCGAUCAUGAGAACCGAAAGUUGCGGCUCAUUGACUGGGGUCUGGCCGAGUUCUACCACCCUCAGACGGAGUACAACGUUAGGGUCGCUUCUAGAUACUUCAAGGGUCCCGAGUUGCUCGUCGACUUCCAGGAGUACGAUUACAGCCUCGACAUGUGGAGCUUGGGCGCCAUGUUUGCCUCCAUGAUCUUCCGCAAAGAGCCUUUCUUUCACGGCAACAGCAACUCGGAUCAGCUCGUCAAGAUUGCUAAGGUCCUUGGCACGGACGAGUUGUUUGAUUACCUCGACAAGUACGAAAUCGAACUCGACGCUCAGUACGACGAUAUCCUCGGUCGGUUCCAGAAGAAGCCGUGGCACAGCUUCGUCACAUCGGAGAACCAGCGUUUUGUCUCUAAUGAAGCCAUCGACUUCCUCGACAAGCUGUUGCGAUACGACCACCAGGAACGACUCACGGCCAAGGAGGCUCAGGCCCAUGCGUACUUUGACCCUGUCCGUGACCCGGAGGUCUUCAAGCAGAACCUUGCGAAUCCGAACGGAUCUGCUUACAAGUCGUCAUGA